UGUGGUAACACUUUAUAACAGGUGACGCAUUUAUCAAAUCCGAAUUCAUUCAUUUUAUGUCAAAAAAUACAGACAAAGAGUGGGCUAAUUAUUUAUAUUAUUCGCAAGUUUAUAAAUUUUUUUGUGCAAGAUGUCGUCCCGGAAAAAGGUUCUUUUGAAGGUAAUAAUCCUGGGAGAUAGCGGUGUAGGGAAAACAUCGCUAAUGAAUCAGUUUGUGAACAAAAAAUUUUCCAACCAGUACAAGGCAACAAUAGGCGCAGAUUUUCUCACGAAGGAGGUAAUCGUAGACGACAGGAUCGUCACCAUGCAAAUCUGGGAUACUGCUGGUCAGGAACGGUUCCAGUCGCUAGGAGUGGCGUUUUACCGUGGGGCGGACUGUUGCGUCUUAGUGUUUGACGUAACUGCCCCCAACACGUUCAAGUCCUUGGAGAGUUGGAGAGAUGAGUUCCUGAUACAAGCGUCGCCGCGGGACCCUGAGAACUUCCCUUUCGUUAUAUUAGGUAACAAAGUGGAUCUGGAGAAUCGUGCAGUGUCCGCUAAACGUGCACAGCAGUGGUGUCAAAGCAAAAAUGAUAUUCCAUACUUCGAAACGAGUGCCAAAGAAGCAGUGAAUGUAGAACUAGCAUUCCAGACCAUAGCCCGCAAUGCGCUGGCGCAAGAAAAGGAGGCAGAGCUGUACAAUGACUUCCCUGAUCAAAUCAAGCUAAAUGCCAAUGAGAAUGGACGCAACCGAGAUGGAGAUAACUGCGCUUGUUAGGCCUCGAGAAACACUCUUCAGCACCAGCAUAUAUUAGUUUCUCAUUUUUAUAAAGUAAUAAUUAAUACAAUAAAGUAUAAUAUUGUAAGUAAUAUUAAUUUUUUUUAUAUCAUUAUUAUGUAAAAAUGUAAAGAAAUAUUAAGACCACAUGGGUGAUUUGUUUGUUAAGCACUUGUAUUUAAAUUAUAAUAUUUAGUGCACUAGAACCAUGAUACAUUUGAAGACAAAUCUAUGUUCAGUUUAUGCAGGCACCUCGUAAUUGUGAAGAAGUACAAUCUGUGAACUCUGAAAUUAUUGUUGACAUAUAAAUAAAAUAAAAGUAAUAAAAGGUAGUUUCAAAAAAGAAAUAAAAUAUCACUUGAUGUCCAUUGUAAAUUGUUAUAAUAAAGCUUUAUGAAUAAAGCUGAAUAAUAAAAAUAAUGUCAUUGUAAUGCUAAAUAACAUGUAAAAAUCAGCUCAACAAUUUACAAUCAUAUUGUUUAAUUGAAAAUUAUAAUUAAAUUCUAGCUGUCUAUUCUAGACAAAUAGCUGUAAAUUAUGAUUAUGAGUUCUUUAUAAAAACAACAAAAUGUAUUUUUUAAAUCAAGCUAUACUAGAAAUCCUUUAACUUAUAAUUAUCACACACAUAAAUUGCAUCAUGAACAACAAAUUAUUAUAGUUCUUGGAUCACAUAAAACAACACAAUAGUUUUGUAAUAAUUUAUUUCCAUAGUAUCUGUAAGGAUUUCUGAAUAAAGAGUUAUUUGUUUCUUAUUAUGUUAACUUGUUGUUGUAACUUGUUUAAAAACACCCAAUCUGAAAUGGAAGUCAUAAAUUGAUAGACUAUUACUUGUUUGCUCUAUAGGUACCUUCAAUGUUCAAAAUUGCAUAUUUCAAAAUUGUAUACCUCCAUUUGCAUAUGUUUAUGUACAUUUAUUCUUAUAUUGUGUUCAAUCAAUUAAAGCAAUUUAGUCAAAACUAUAAAUUGUUUGUUUGGCACUAGCCUGCAUGUAACAUUAACAUAAAUGUAUUACUGUUUCUGUAUAUAUUUGGAUUAUAAAAAGUUAGUUUGUAAGUAGUUAAUGAUUACAGUAACAAGGAAAUUGAGUACUCAGCAUUUUUUAUGUCACUCGAAGACAGAGCCAAGUGAUACAUUUAAAUAGGUCAUGUUGUGAUAUCUGUCUCUACACAUUAUACUUGAUAUUGUAAGGCUAUAUCAAUCACUCAUAACUAAAAGAUGCAUGUUUCGGAAACUGGUGUAAAUUCAUCGUCAUUUAGUAGCUUAAUUGCCUGGAGACAUUUGGUCAGAUGUGGCAGUUCAAUACAGGAACUUAUGUACCUUAUGUAUACAAAUAAAACAAAGAAUGUUUAUUGUGUACAAAAUAAAAUAAUACGCCCGUUGCAUCCGGCAGCUUCUUCAGCUAUUGUGUAGGUUUGUGUGUUGUGUAGUACAGGUAUUGCGUAUUGGCCUAAAUGGUUUUGUACCAGCGAAACUCAGUUUGUUAUCUUGCCCUAUACUGUAUCUCAAAUUAUUAUUUGUACUGUUAUAUUUCGUUAAUAUGUUUAUUUACUGUACGAUUACUACAUUAUUUUACAACGUAGGUAAAUUAUAAGAACUAAUUAAAGGACGGUAACAAAAUGCGAUGUAUGCUGUAAUAAUGGUUGCUUUUAAUUUUUUUAUCUAUAAAUAAAAAAAACACUCAA
Messenger RNA from Pectinophora gossypiella (pink bollworm), 2439 nucleotides. RefSeq names its product ras-related protein rab7 (gene Rab7). Lineage: Eukaryota; Metazoa; Arthropoda; Insecta; Lepidoptera; Gelechiidae. Gene Ontology annotation, molecular function: GTPase activity; GTP binding. Bases 131 to 757 code for a protein of 208 amino acids. The record is from RefSeq and is a predicted model, not a curated record. Gene Ontology annotation, biological process: phagosome-lysosome fusion; endosome to lysosome transport. The transcript has a single exon. Gene Ontology annotation, cellular component: late endosome; lysosome; phagocytic vesicle.